This is a messenger RNA of Solanum dulcamara, 2584 nucleotides long. RefSeq names its product UDP-sugar pyrophosphorylase. Gene Ontology annotation, biological process: UDP-N-acetylglucosamine biosynthetic process. Gene Ontology annotation, molecular function: UDP-N-acetylglucosamine diphosphorylase activity. The coding region runs from base 294 to 2159 and encodes 621 amino acids. The record is from RefSeq and is a predicted model, not a curated record. The transcript is spliced from 19 exons. NCBI's taxonomy places the organism in Eukaryota, Viridiplantae, Streptophyta, Magnoliopsida, Solanales, Solanaceae.
UUUACUCGGCUGCAUAUUCUCUAUGUAUCUCUUUGGUUGUGAUUUUCUGCCUUCAAUUCAGGAUUUCCUUCUUCGGAUCAGUCUUUCGUUCACGCUUAUUGAACAUUUUGUUCGACGUUUUUCCUUCAGCCGGCCUAUCUGAUCUCAAGAUAUACAUUUUGUAUUGUGGGGAUGGGUGAUCACCUUACAGCAGCUGCAACAAAAGAUCUUUGAAAGACCCUCUGUAACACAUGUCUAACAGACACUUGUACAAUUCUGUCGGAGUUUUACCAAAAUAAAUCGGCGACGGCAACAUGACAUCGACGGCCGAUGAAUUCUCUAAGCUGAACAUUACUGGCGAUUGGCCUUCCAUUGCUCCCAAUUUACACAAAAACCUCUCUCUUCUCUCCCCUCAAAAGGUAGAGUUGGCGAAGGUGUUGAUAGAGAUGGGGCAAACUCACUUGUUUCAGCAUUGGGCAGAGCCUGGAGUUGAUGAUGAGAAGCGAGCCUUCUUUGAUCAGAUUGCUAAACUUAAUUCAAGUUAUCCUGGGGGAUUGGCAGCAUACAUUAACACUGCUAGGAAGCUUUUAGCUGAUUCAAAAUCUGGAAAAAAUCCGUAUGAUGGUUUUACACCUUCGGUUCCAUCUGGAGAGGUUUUGACAUAUGGUGACAAUAAUUUUGUUCAAUUUGAGGAGGCUGGCAUCAAAGAAGCACGGAAGGCUGCUUUUGUUCUUGUUGCUGGAGGCCUCGGAGAACGUCUUGGGUACAAUGGAAUAAAGGUGGCCCUUCCUAGAGAAACAACAACAGGGGAAUGCUUUUUACAACAUUAUAUUGAAUCUAUUCUUGCUUUACAAGAAGCCAGUUGCAGCCUUGCCGGAGGCGACUGCCGAGUGGAGAUUCCAUUCGCUAUUAUGACGUCAGAUGACACACAUUUACGUACUCUGGAGCUCUUAGAGAAAAACUCUUAUUUUGGAAUGAAACCCACACAAGUGAAACUGCUUAAGCAGGAAAAAGUUGCUUGUUUAGAUGAUAAUGAAGCACACCUUGCUCUGGACCCCCGUAAUAAAUAUAGAAUUCAGACAAAACCUCAUGGCCAUGGUGACGUCCAUUCACUUCUUUACUCAAGUGGCCUUCUUAAAGUUUGGCAUGAUGCAGGCUUAAGAUGGGUCCUUUUCUUCCAAGACACCAAUGGUCUACUUUUCAAGGCAAUUCCAGCAGCACUAGGCGUCAGUACCACAAAACAAUACCAUGUCAAUUCUCUUGCCGUUCCUCGGAAAGCAAAAGAAGCCAUUGGUGGCAUUACCAAGCUUACUCAUAAAGAUGGGCGAACGAUGGUGAUUAAUGUGGAAUAUAACCAGCUCGAUCCAUUGCUUAGAGCGUCUGGAUAUCCUGAUGGCGAUGUCAAUUCUGAAACAGGCUAUUCACCUUUUCCUGGAAAUAUAAAUCAAUUGAUCUUUGCAAUUGGCCCAUACCUUGAAGAGCUCACAAAAACAGGAGGUGCGAUCUCGGAGUUUGUUAACCCUAAGUACAAAGAUGCUACCAAAACUGCUUUUAAGUCCUCAACUCGACUUGAAUGCAUGAUGCAAGAUUAUCCUAAAACGCUACCUCCUUCAGCUAGAGUUGGAUUCACUGUGAUGGAUGCUUGGCUUGCUUAUUCACCAGUGAAAAACAACCCAGAAGAUGCUGCCAAGGUGCCAAAAGGAAAUCCCUACCACAGUGCCACUUCGGGAGAAAUGGCCAUUUAUCGCUCUCACAGCCUCAUUCUAAGAAAGGCUGGUUUUAAGGUAGAUGAUCCAGUUAUCCAAGUAUUUAAUGGACAGGAGGUGGAGGUAUGGUCUCGAGUUGUGUGGAAGCCGAAAUGGGCGCUUACUUUCUCGGAAGUAAAAAGUAAAGUGAGUGGAAACUGCUCCAUUUCACAAAGGUCUACAAUGGCGAUCAAGGGGAGUAAUAUUGCCCUUGAGGAUCUUUCCCUGGAUGGAGCUCUCAUUAUAGGGGCUGUUGAUGGUGCCGAGGUCAAAGUGGGAGGUUCUGUGCAGAACAAGGGUUGGACAAUUGAAAAUGUCGACUAUAAGGAUACUUCAAUACCAGAAGAAAUAAGAAUCAGGGGUUUCAGAUUCAACAAGGUUGAGCAGUUGGAGAAAACAUAUACUGAGCCCGGGAAAUAUUCUUUGAAGCCAUAAGGUUGACACAUUCCAUAGAAGAUUUUGAGCUCUUAAAUUCUGUUGGAGCUCUGAGAGCUUGGCUAAACUGUUGAUAUUUAUAGCAGAUUUUGUUGCUUAGUUUAUGUUUCAGAGUUUCUUGUAACAUUGUGUCAUAGGUGAUGAUUGUUCUUUCCCCUCCAAUCAUUGUAACUUAGUUAACAGUUGAAACGUUUAGAAACAUAAUAAGGGUAUUCGUUGGUAUUUAUUUAGUAAUAAGUCGUUUUGAAAAUUGUAGCUAUUGGUUAGGAAGAAGUUUUAUUCUGCAUAAAAGAUAUGGCUAACGCUUAUUAUAUGUACUCUGAGUGAAUGUCACUCUAGGCCUAAGGAUAUAUAUGCUUCCUCUGUCUUGGUAUAGUGCACUAAAUUUGCCUUGAACAAUUGUUCAAUGGAGUAUUCAUUGUUCA